GAAAGGUCGCGUUAGUGUUAGCUGUCGCGUGGUGCAUGCGCGUGUUCGAAACUCUGGGUUUCCCGGGACGAUCACCUUUUUUAUUCAGUUAAUUCGAUUGUCAUUAUCAUUGCCGAAGUUAAUAUUCUACGUGAACAGUUUGCUAGUACGACGGAGGUGAGUGUUUUCCCGCGUGAGUGUGCUUUCCAUUGGAUCAGCGAUUUGUUAAUUGCAAUGCCACAGCGGUAACAUUUUGUACGUUUGACAAAUGGGCCAUGGCUCCAAAUGACGGGACAGGUAGUACUGCUCGAAGUAGAUUUGAGGGGGUCGAGCGGACAUGGGGUCCAGCCUGUGGUUCACCUGUGCUUCAAGGGACUCGACUGGUGUUCCUCCACCAGUAUCAUCGCCACCACCGCUGGCGAUCCGCCACCGCCACCGCCACCGCCACCAACCACCCCCACUCGGUGUUCGUUGGCCGUUCAGGUGAAGAGUGCGCGCGAGCUGAGAGCCGAAGUGGCUCGUUACCACCACCAUUACUCUCGCACGGACAGUAGCGGCACGGUAAACGAUCGCGAAGGUUGCCGGACGCGUUGCUCUUACGUGUAUCGCGUUUCCGCUCGACCGCCCGACCGUCCGACCGCCCGUCCGCGACUCGCCGCCGGUUUCUUCUUCCUCUUCUCCUCGUCGGUGCAGCACACAGCACACGUGCCCGCCGCCACCAGCUCUCUCGCGAUACCCGGCUCGGUGAGCCGCGGGCGGCACGACCUCGUCGUCGUCGAACGGGCGCCCUCGAGGCACGAGGGCAUCCGCCGAGAGGAGGGAAGGCGACAGGCCUUCCGCGCUCCGCGAGGAUGCCGCCGCUUCUUCGUCGUCGCCGGCGACGUGGAUGUACGCGCUUCUCGAAACACCUGUUCCACGGUUUACUUCGGCGAUAUAGGCGCGGCUUCUGGUGUGGGCGAGGUAUCCGCGGUCCCGGCGGGGGGUGGCGAUGGUCUCAGCCUGACUCCAACCCCCGCCACCAACGAGACAACAGCCACUACCACCACCACCAACCCGAACACGACCUGCGCUACCACCGUUACUAUCGCCGCCACUACCAGCACCAUUGCACCAGCCAGUGGGAACGAAAACAGCAACCAGGGGGUCGUAACGGGGGCUGAACCGCCCCAGCCUAUGGAGACACCACCGACUAUGGUACCCGACCAGGCACCCGCCUCCGGCCAUCAUCACUACCAUCACCGUCAUCAUCAUCAUCACCAUCACCAUCAUCAUCGUCACAAUCAACAACGAAGCGCGUCCACCACUCCGAGCCUUGGCCAGGCCAACACCGAUACAUCCGACGAGUUCACGCCCGUUCCGAGGAAACGGAAACUCUCAUGCCAUGACGGUAGUGAUUUGUUAGACGAUACGGGCGACGAUGCCAAAUCUGUUCGCACAAACGACGACAGUAAGAAACAGAAUCACAGCGAGAUCGAGAAGAGGAGGAGGGACAAGAUGAACACCUACAUCACGGAGCUGUCGGCGAUGAUACCGAUGUGCCACGCGAUGUCCCGGAAGCUCGACAAGCUAACCGUGCUGAGGAUGGCUGUUCAGCAUCUGAAAACUAUCCUCGGGGCUGUCACCUCCUACACGGAAGGUCACUACAAACCUGCGUUUCUUAGCGACCAGGAAUUGAAAACGCUGAUCCUUCAGGCCGCAGAGGGUUUUGUCUUCGUGGUGGGCUGCGAUCGCGGGAGGAUACUCUACGUGUCCGAGUCCGUUCUUCAGACACUCAAUUAUUCUCAGGGUGAUCUGUUGGGUCAAAGUUGGUUCGACAUCCUGCACCCGAAAGACGUCGCCAAGGUGAAGGAACAAUUAUCCUCUUCCGAUCUCAGCCCACGGGAACGACUGAUAGACGCAAAAACAAUGUUACCAGUAAAGACAGAUGUGCCCCAAGGCGUUUCAAGACUCUGUCCAGGUGCGCGGCGAUCCUUUUUCUGUAGAAUGAAGCGAAAAGUGGAAAGUGCUCGCUGCAGUGAUUUACAGGUGAAAGAAGAAGCUGACACUACCAGCGGGUGUCACCGUCGGAAAAAGCAGCAGAAUAUCGAUUGGAAAUACUGCGUAAUCCAGUGCACCGGGUAUUUAAAAUCGUGGGCACCUGCGAAAAUUGAUCUUGAGGAAGCCGAAGGCGAUGGCGACGGGGACGCGUGCAAUUUGUCGUGUUUGGUAGCAGUCGGCCGAUUACAGUCGACGAUAUCUACAUCAUUGCCGAAGAAGCCACGAUUGAGGCCUAUCAAGUUUGUCUCGCGACACGCGAUGGAUGGAAAAUUUCUUUUCGUCGACCAAAGGGCAACAUUGGUUCUGGGUUUCCUACCGCAAGAAUUGCUAGGUACAAGUAUGUACGAAUAUUAUCACCACGACGAUAUUCCUCAUCUCGCGGAAUCUCAUAAAGCUGCUCUUCAGGCCUCAGAAUGCGUCACCACGCAAAUAUACAGGUUCAGAACCAAGGGUGCGAGCUUCGUAAGGCUACAGUCCGAGUGGAAAUCUUUCCGAAAUCCAUGGACCAAAGACAUCGAAUAUCUUAUAGCUAAGAAUUCAGUUGCUUCCUGUGACUCUCGAUCAGCCACAAAUAGUGGAACCAGGUCUGAGGACUCCAGCGUUCAAGGAAAUUAUGACUAUUUCACGCAAAGUAAUGGUGGAUUAGAAAGAUUGAUCUCAAGUCACAUAGAGGUAAGUAAAAUUGGACGACAAAUAGCGGAAGAGGUUCUGGAUCUUCAAAGGCGCGGGGAUGACUCUUCUUCUGGCAGCAGUCCUGGCCCAGGACCAGAGCCAUCUCUGAUGAACACCGAGCCACAGAUAACUACGACAGCAUCGCCCGAGAGAUUUCAGGAUGUGGCGCAAGUAACUAGAAGUAGCAGUAACAGUAGCAGCAAUCCAACACCAACUUACAACCACAUAGCAAACAACUUGCAGCUGAACAGCAUCGCGAACGACCAAGGAGCCUCACCAGACGAAGACAUGAUGGACAUGAUCGGUGGCACAACUAUAAAUGAAUCACCGAAUCCAGUUCCUUCGGAUGGCAAUGAUGAGGCAGCGAUGGCAGUGAUUAUGAGUCUCCUAGAAGCUGACGCUGGUUUAGGUGGCCCAGUGGAUUUUUCUGGUUUACCCUGGCCACUCCCAUAGUACAUUCCAAUUCCAGGCAUGAACAGUGAACUAAAGCCAUAUGUACAUAUACAUAGGAUCGAGCUAGGACCAAAUUAGCUGUGAGCAUUUAUUGUGGCGAUGUUCACACUUCCUGGAAACUGGUGUGUGACCAAAUGGCUUCCUUUGACCUUGUUUCUUCGAGUGUACUUGGUGCUACGAUGGUGCUGUUUUAAAAUUAUGUUCGCAGUGAAGUGUUUUGUUCGAUGAACAAAUAUAGUUUCUGUGAAAACAAAAGGAUAUUAACACUGGAACCAACAGUAGUAAAUUGGUUUAUUUAAUAAACUCCAACAAGAGAACCUUUACCAUUUCAACAGUUAUAAACGAUCUUCAUGUAAUGAUCUUUACGUAAAACAACAGUUUUUUAAUUACAAGGGGAAAAAGGCAGAUACAAUUCCCUCUGCUUCUUUUUAUGUGUUUCUGCUCUUUUAAAUUUUAUCUACUCAUUCUUGUUAUAACUGCAUAAAAUUCACAGUGUGAAAUAAGAAAUUUGGAAUUGGUCAUUUUAUUCUGUGUAGUUGUUCCAGUGUUAAAUAGAUGCAGACAGUUGGCAAAUGUCUGUAUUUGUUUUGAAUAUGGAAAGGUAAUCUAUCCCUGGUAAAAAGUAUUUGAUCAAACAAAGAAAAUAUCAGUAUUAAAAAUUGUUCCCACAUCUUCACCUGCAUUGAAAGAAAGAGAUAACAAUCUAAUCCGAAUUCGAAUAAAAUAUUAUAAAUAUGAAUAUUUAUGUUUAUCCACAAAGUGAAAAAAUUCUUAUAUAAUUUUCUAUAAUUUUUACAACCAAUUGAAUUAAAUAAGAAACAAAAUAUUCUUUACUGUGUUAACAUUUUAUUCGGAUACGAUCUAUUCUUCUGCUUAUUGUUUUAAUGAUCAUAGGACUAUAUUUUUCUCUCUUAAUAUUAAUUUCUAUUUUAUUUAGUACAGUAAGUAGUUUCUACAGGGAUCAUGAUAAAACAAUUGAUUGUGUACUGUUUACCAGGGCUAGUAUCUUUUGAAUAUCGUGUACAAAAUUAUUAUAAGGUUUGCUUCCUUAAACGUAUUUUUAUCUUAAUUAUAGUUGAUUUCAUUAGGUAGUUAAAUCGUUUGUUCAGAGGUGUCAAUUAUCGCUCAAGACCUUUCUGUAAACACGACAGGUCUCCUACCUCAAUCUGUAUUUCACUGUAACCCAUAAAUCUUAAUUUCGUUUUCCGUAAGAACGAUGUGCAGAGUGAUGUCAUUAACAAUUAUCUCAUAUACGUACAUCGAAAAACUGUAACAUUGCAAACAAAUUUCUAGGCAGCUGAAAAAACUUAUACGCUCGCUGCUGGAAGUACGUUGAUAGUUUUUCAAAUGGAAUAAUUUUUUUAAAUUGA
Molecule: messenger RNA, 4511 nt
Organism: Megalopta genalis
Lineage: Eukaryota; Metazoa; Arthropoda; Insecta; Hymenoptera; Halictidae
Gene: cyc
Product: basic helix-loop-helix ARNT-like protein cyc
Biological process (GO): regulation of DNA-templated transcription
Cellular component (GO): transcription regulator complex; cytoplasm; nucleus
Molecular function (GO): DNA-binding transcription factor activity; protein dimerization activity
Source: RefSeq, a predicted model, not a curated record